AUGAUCUAUAAGAUGUCUAUUUUAAGAACAGUUUUAGGAUUUAGCACCAAAUGCCAUGAAGUCAAGAGGACUUGUGGGAACUAUUGUUCCAUUCAUAUCUCAAAGAUCCAUGUUUUAAAUAAACUUGUCAGUGGCAGUCAUUGUUCCUGCUUGUGCAGUAGACAGAAUUCCAGUCAUUUAAAGGAAAGUCUCUUCCGUUGUAAGUGCCAAAACUGUUGUGUACGUGACGUUUCUACAUCCGUCCCUGCAAGGCACUUCAGACAGUUUCAUAAGUCAUACAAUGUGUUAAAGUAUGAAAGUGCCCAAAAAUCAUUGUUUCAUGCUGCAGACCUACUCGGAAAUGUGGACAGUCCGGAAGUAGUUAAUGAAUUAUUUCAAGGACUUAUAGGUCAAGAUCGGGCAAGUCUUGCGCGGUCUAUUACACUUGUUGAAUCUCGGCAUCCAGCCAAACAGAAGCAAGCACAGCUUUUGUUGACCAAGGUUCUAGAACACAUGGUUCAGCACGACCAGCAUUUACUCAAGGGGCCACGAUCUUUCAGAGUUGGAUUAUCAGGUCCUCCAGGGUCAGGGAAAAGUACUUUUAUUGAAACUUUUGGUAAAUUCCUAACUUCAGACGGACACAGAGUUGCUGUUCUUGCUGUUGAUCCGUCCUCGUCUACAACUGGAGGUUCAUUGCUGGGCGACAAGACCAGAAUGCCAGAAUUAUCCAGAGAUAUGUACGCUUACAUCCGCCCAUCUCCCUCUGGGGGAACCUUGGGGGGUGUCACCCGGACGACCAAUGAGGCCAUUGUUCUCUGUGAAGGUGCAGGAUAUGACAUCAUUCUCGUCGAAACUGUGGGUGUUGGUCAGUCUGAGUUUGCUGUGGCUGACAUGGUGGACAUGUUCUGUCUUCUGAUCCCACCAGCGGGAGGUGACGAGCUACAAGGGAUUAAAAAGGGCAUUGUUGAAGUAGCUGACUUGGUGAUUGUGAAUAAAAGUGACGGCGACCUGAUGCCUGCAGCACGAAGAAUACAGUCAGAGUACAUCAGUGCCCUCAAGUUUAUGAGACCUCGGUGGAAAGUCUGGAAGCCAAAAGUCACUCGUAUUUCAUCAAUUGAAAAGACUGGCGUGGAGGAGCUGUGGGGGACGAUGCAAGAGUUUAGAGAGAAAACCCUGGCUUCAGGAGAAUUGAUCAGUCAUCGAGAGAAGCAACUGAAGCUUUGGCUCUGGAACCACAUCCGGGACCAGGUCAUGGACAGAUUUGAACGUGAUCCCAAGGUGAAGGCCCUGCUGCCCCAGGUGGAGCAUCUAGUAUCAAAGAACCGGGUGACGCCUGGUCUCGCAGCUGACUACAUGCUCCAAUUAUACUUUGGUGAGAAUGAGCAAGGAAAAGGCUGUUAA
This is a messenger RNA of Candidula unifasciata, 1380 nucleotides long. The record is from the annotation of a GenBank genome assembly. Lineage: Eukaryota; Metazoa; Mollusca; Gastropoda; Stylommatophora; Geomitridae.